Messenger RNA from Choloepus didactylus (southern two-toed sloth), 7482 nucleotides. It is a transcript of the gene AHCTF1, whose product is annotated as AT-hook containing transcription factor 1. The transcript has 36 exons. Bases 408 to 7214 code for a protein of 2268 amino acids. The record is from RefSeq and is a predicted model, not a curated record. Lineage: Eukaryota; Metazoa; Chordata; Mammalia; Pilosa; Megalonychidae.
CUCUCUGCCUUCCCCCGCCUCUCCCCUCCCGGGCGUGUGGGAGUCGGUCUGUCUGCCCAGGGUAAUGCGCAAAGCAGGGCCAGCGCUGCCGGAGCCGAGGAGGCAGAGUAGCAAGGGGGAGGACCUGGAGCCGCGGCGCGGGCAGCAGUUGUCUUUUCACCGCUGAACGGGCUGCCAGCUUGUAGUCGGCGGCGAAGGUACAGAGAGGGCCAGGGAGGGUCGCAGGCGGAGGCCGGAGAGGUGAGAAGCAGCUUCCGCGAGGCGGAAGUGUGUGCGCCUAGGCUGUUACGGCUGUAUUUCCUGAGAGAUGUUGUGACGGACCCGCUCUUGAGGACCUCGCGCUCUGUCUCGAGCCCAGUGCAUUCGCGGCCGGGGCUGCUCGGCCACCGGCUCUUCUCAGUGAAAGUAUGCGAGACUUAACAGCCCAAGUGACUAGUGGUCUCCUGCAGUUCCCAGAAGUAACUAUUCAAGCCCUUGGAGAAGAUGAAAUAACAUUAGAAUCUGUGCUUCGUGGAAAGUUUGCUGCAGGGAAAAAUGGACUUGCUUGUUUGGCUUGUGGUCCACAACUUGAAGUAGUAAACUCUGUGACAGGAGAACGAUUGUCUGCAUAUAGAUUCAGUGGAGUAAAUGAACAGCCUCCUAUAGUCCUAGCAGUGAAAGAAUUCUCUUGGCAGAAAAGAACUGGAUUGUUAAUUGGAUUGGAAGAAGCAGAAGGGAGUGUUCUCUGUCUUUAUGACCUUGGUAUAUCAAGAGUGGUUAAAGCAGUUGUACUUCCUGGAAGGGUAACAGCUAUUGAGCCUAUAAUUAAUCAUGGUGGAGCCAGUGCAAGCACUCAGCAUUUGCACCCAAGUCUGCGAUGGCUUUUUGGUGUGGCAGCUGUGGUAACUGAUGUUGGACAGAUCCUUCUUAUUGACCUGUGUUUGGAUGACUUGUCAUGCAGUCAGAAUGAAGUAGAGGCUUCUGACCUUGAAGUUAUAACUGGUAUCCCAGUUGAAGUACCACACAUCAGAGAAAGUGUGAUGCGAGAAGGACGUCAUCUGUGUUUCCAGUUAGUAAGUCCAUCAGGAACAGCCGUUUCAACUCUUAGUUACAUAAGCAGGACAAAUCACCUUGCGGUUGGUUUUUCUGAUGGCUUUCUAGCACUUUGGAAUAUGAAAAGUCUGAAAAGAGAAUAUUAUACACAACUAGAAGGUGGAAGAGUUCCUGUAUAUGCUGUUACUUUUCAAGAACCUGAGAAUGAUCCUCGUAAUUGCUGUUACUUGUGGGUUGUUCAGUCUACACAAGAUAGUGAAGGGGAUGUUUUGAGUUUGCAUCUGCUUCAGCUGGCCUUUGGUGAUAGAAAGUGUUUGGCAUCAGGACAAAUCUUAUAUGAGGGAUUAGAGUACUGUGAAGAAAGAUAUACACUGGACCUUACAGGUGGCAUGUUUCCUUUGAGGGGACAGACUAGUAAUACCAAACUUUUGGGAUGCCAGAGUAUAGAGAAAUUUCGAUCUCAUGGUGACAGGGAGGAAGGCAUGAAUGAAGCUCUAUCUCCUGACACCAGUGUUUCAGUCUUUACCUGGCAGGUGAAUAUAUAUGGACAGGGAAAGCCUUCUGUAUAUUUGGGGCUUUUUGACAUAAAUCGUUGGUAUCAUGCACAAAUGCCAGAUUCCUUAAGAUCAGGAGAAUAUCUACAUAAUUGCUCUUAUUUUGCACUGUGGUCAUUGGAUUCUGUUGUAAGUAGGACUUCUCCACAUUACAUCUUGGAUAUAUUAGUACAUGAGAGAACUUUAAGUCGAGGAGUUCCUCCUUUGUAUCCACCUCCUGAGCAGUUUUUUAACCCAAGUACUUAUAAUUUUGGUGCCACUUGUUUGUUAAACUCAGGAGUUGUUCAUAUAACUUGUACUGGCUUUCAGAAAGAGACCUUGACUUUCUUAAAGAAAUCAGGACCAUCUCUUAAUGAAUUCAUUCCUGAUGGUUAUAAUCGAUGUCUUGUGGCUGGUCUUCUGUCACCAAGACUUAUUGAUAUUCAGCCUUCCAGUUUAAGUCAGGAAGAACAGUUAGAAGCCAUUUUGUCAGCAGCAAUACAGACAAGUUCCCUGGGACUUUUGACUGGAUGUAUCAAAAGGUGGAUAACAGAAGAACAACCAAAUUCUGCUGCUAACUUGCGUUUUGUCCUUGAAUGGACGUGGAAUAAAGUGGUUCUCACAAAAGAAGAAUUUGACCGACAAUGUGCCCCAUUAUUUGAUGGUUCAUGUCGUUUCAUCGAUCCACAAACCACACAGUCUAUCCAGCAGUGUCAUCUGCUUCUUAGCAACCUUAAUACAGUCUUGAGCUGUUUUGCAACAGAGGCCCAAGAGGUCACUGAGAGAGGUCUGAUGGACUUAAGUAAUAAGUGUAUGGUUACCCAGCUCAUCUGUCAAUAUGCGCAGGUGGUUCUUUGGUUCUCUCAUUCUGGACUUUUACCAGAGAGCUUAGAUGAUGCUGUGCAGUUGUCAAGAUUAUGCUACAACUACCCUAUAAUUCAGAACUAUUACACCAGUCGUCGACAGAAGUGUGAGCGUUUGUCAAGGGGGAAGUGGAACCCUGAUUGCUUGAUGAUUGAUGGAAUGGUUUCUCAGUUAGGAGAUCGCAUAGAGAAGUUGUGGAAACGGGAUGAAGGAGGCACAGGAAAAUAUCCACCUACUAGUCUACAUGCACUACUUGACAUAUACCUACUAGACAACGUUACUGAAUCAAACAAACAUUCUGUUACUAUUUAUUUGCUGCUUGAUAUUAUGUAUUCCUUUCCAAAUAAAACGGAUACUUCAAUUGAAUCUUUUCCAACUGCCUUUGCAAUUUCUUGGGGCCAAGUUAAACUUAUUCAAGGUUUUUGGCUGCUAGAUCAUAAUGACUAUGAGAGUGCUUUGGAUCUCCUGUUUCACCCAGCUACUGCAAAACCUGCAUUAUGGCAACAUUCAAAGAUUAUUCAAGCCUUUAUGAGUCAGGGUGAGCAUAGACAAGCCCUCAGAUAUAUUCAUGCGAUGAAGCCACCAGUGUCCAGUAGUAGUGAUAUUAUCCUUCACCUCACCGUUUUGCUUUUUAAUAAGUGCAUGGUUGAGGCAUGGAGUUUACUGCGCCAACACUCUAAUAGGAUGAACAUAGAGGAGUUGCUAAAGCACACAUAUGAAGUCUCUCAGGAAAUGGGCUUAAUGGAGGAUUUAUUGAAGUUACCAUUUACCGACACUGAGCAGGAGUGUUUAGUGAAAUUUUUGCAGUCCAGUACCAGUGCUCACAAUCAUGAGUUCCUUUUAGUUCACCAUUUGCAGCGUGCCAAUUAUAUACCUGCCUUGAAGCUGAACCAAACUCUGAAGAUUAAUCUAAUGAAUGAUCGCGACCCUCAUUUGCGGGAAAGAUCAGUGGCACGAAAUUCUAUAUUAGAACAAUAUGGGAAAAUCCUUCCUAGAGUUCAGCGAAAAUUAGCUAUUGAGCGAGCUAAGCCUUACCAUCUGUCAGCAUCAUCAGUUCUUCGAGAAGUGUCUAGACCCAAACCAUUAUCAGCAGUUCCAAAGCAAGCUGUAACAGGGACUGUGUUAACAAGAUCUGCUUUCAUCAAUAAUGUGUUAUCUAAAAUUGGAGAAGUUUGGGCAAGCAAUAAACCUAAAACUAGCAUCUCACCUUACAAUAGUCCUAACAGAGAAGAACCAUCUAUAAAAUAUUCUCUCCCCGAUUCAGAAAUGCCUGAGGCUUUUAUUGGAACACCAAUUUCAAAAACAUCACAAAAAAUUUCUAGACUGCUGGAUUUUGUUGUUUGUCCUGACCCCCAGCCUUCUCAGUGUUUGGGGUUUAUUCAGCAAACCCUCCCCAAAUCUCCUUUGUACCUGUCAUCUAGUUCGUUGCCAGUGAGUCCGCAAUUAAAAAGAUCACAUCAGAACACCACAAGAGCAUCAGAAUUAGAUUUACUUGAAACCCCUCUUAUAGUUAAGAAAGCUAAAACUUUGGCCAUGUCAGUUACUUCCUCUGGAUUUGCUGAGUUCACUCCUCAAUCCAUCUUAAGGUCUGGUCUUCGAACAACACCUUUAGCAUCUCCCUCUCUAUCACCUGGAAGGUCUCUUACUCCUCCUUUUCGACUUAAAGAAACUAGAAUUUCAUUCAUGGAAGAAGGUGUGACCACAAAAUGGACGGCUGGAGUUGCUGAAGACAGCAACACAGAAGUAUUUGUUUCUACACCUUUCCAUAAAUGUGGUGUUCCAGCAGAAACCGAAUGGCUUAAAAGUAAAGACAAGACAUCUUUUUCCCUGAAUAAUCCUGAGAACGACCAUGAAGAAAUGGAUGUGAAGUCACAAGAUACACCCUCUCAGAGUUUGGAGAAAUUGGAUGUGAGCAAAGAAAACAGCAAUGCUUCAACCAGAUCAGACCAGACUACCUUGGAGUAUCAGGAUGCACCAUCACCGGAAGACUUUGAAGAUAUUAUUUUCAUAACCUCUAAGCAAGCAAGCUCUUCCACCGAACUAAUUACUAAUUUAACUGAACAAACUGAGAAGGAAGGUGAUAAAAAUGUAUUUGAAUCAGAAGUAAUUCCUCCAAAUUUGGAGAAACAAACUGGCACUUUAACAGAAACAGAAACAAAGCAUCCUUUAGUUUCAGAGGAGAUACUUUCAGAAUUAAAUCACUUAAGCCCCAUUCAAGGAAUUGAAGCUCCUCCUUGUGCACCAUUAACCCCAGAAGGGAAAAUCCUCACCUUGGAGUCCAAGAUACCUGUUUUGGAAGAAGAACUAGUAUCUGUUGAAAGCUGUACUGCCACGAUUAGAGCAGAUAAUAAAUCUACGGUUGAUGUCCAUGGUGAUAAUGGAAGCUCUGGACCUGUUAUCUCUAAAAGCCGUAUUAUCUCUGAACAUAGGCUUGACCAAGAAAUAGCAUUGACUUUAAAAGAAGAUCAUGAAAUAGAAGUUGAUGAAAGCGGUGACUUACCAGAAGAAAAAUCUCCAAUUUCUGACAGUCCUCCUGAUACUCAAGAAAUUCAUGUGAUUGAACAUGAAAAGAUUGAAGCUCAAGAUUCAGAAGAGACUAGAAAUCGUUCAUUUAAUGAAUUAUAUCCCUCAGGAACUCUUAAGCUUCAAUAUAAUUUUGAUACCAUUGAACAACAGUUUUGUGACUUGCCUGAUAAUAAAGACUCUGCUGAGUGCGACAUUGCUGAAGUAGAUGGGGAACUUUUUGUGACACAGAGCAACUUUACCUUGAUAUUGGAAGGUGAAGAAGGAGAAGUUGAGACGAGUGAUUCUGCAGCAUCUAAUGUGUUAGCUAAAGCAGCUAACACAGCAUCUGAGGAAAAACAUGUAUGCAUUGGGGAAAAUGAUAAUCCUGGACAUGUUGCAAAUUUGCCAUAUAUCAUAACUAGUGAUCAAGAGUCCCAAAAGAUAGAGACAUUACCAUAUGUGCCUGAACCAAUCAAAGUAGCUAUUGCAGAAAAUUUAUUAGAUGUAAUUAAAGAUACGAGAAGUAAAGAAAUUACUUCAGACACAAUGGGACAUUCCAUUCAUGAAAACAUACCUUUAAUAAGCCAAAAGGUAAUGUGUUCUACGAAGUUAGUUACGUCUACAUUCAAGACUGUCCCAGAGACAGAUACAAUGACUAUAAAUGUCAGCCAGGUAGAUGACAUGGUUUCCUCCAGAACUCGCACGAGAGGACGUCGUGUCCAAAACCUGAAUGUCAAAUCACAACAGGAAGAGUCCACAAAUGCUGCUACUCCUGAGAUACUAGGGCUUUCAGUUAUGAAGAAAACUAGGAAAACGAAAGAAGUUUCUGAGGUUUCCGAAAGUGCCUAUUCUGGUGUCAAAGAAAUAUCUCAGAACAAGCAAAUACCUCAAAAUUCUAUUACUCCUAGGAGAGGGAGGAGAAAAAGAGAAAUUAAUCAAGACACACUUAAAAGUAUGAACUCUACAGAACAAGAAUUACAGGUCACUCGAGGGAGGGAAUUAAGAUUAAAAUCAUCCCAGCUGUUGGCACCAGCAACUGAAGAAACUUCUUUUAGCAAAGAAGUUAAGGUUUCAUCUGUUACAAAAAGGACUCCUAAAAGAAUUAAAAAAUCUAUAGAAAAUCAGGAAACUGUUGAAAUUAUAAAUGAUCCCAAAGUUAAUAAAGUGGCAAGUCCUAGAAGAAGUAUCAGAAAAUUGAGAAGUACUGAUUUAGAAGCUUCUAAAAAUACAGGAUACAAAAAAGAUGAGAAAUCCAGUGACCAGCAACUGUCCAUUCGACAUAGUAGAAGAGUCAAAGAGAAAGAAAUUAGUGCAUCAGAUGUGAUAGAACACUCUAUGCUUGACUCAUCCCAAUUGACUCUUCAAGCAGAGUUUGAUCUGCCUGCUACACCUAGGAAACGUGGUAGACCAAGAAAAAUAAAUCCAUCUGAAAAUUCAGGACCUAAGGCUGUUGAGAGAGAUCCAAAGAAGAGAGAAACGCUCAGCAUCCAAAGGAGAUCUACAAGAAAUACCCCCGCUAAAAGUGAAAAUAUGGAUGUUGGAAACCCGGCUUUAGAAAAAUCAGUUGUAUUGCCAACUGAGGAACUUACCAUGGUGAUUAGCUCUCAGAAGAAGCUUACAAAAAGGACUGAAAAUCAAAGCCAAAAACGUUCAUUACAUUCAAUAUUAGAAGAACACAUGGAUGAAGAAAUGACACACAAAGAACCAAAUAACCAAGAAAGAUUGCUUGCCACAGCUACUUUGACUAAAUCUGCCCGUAGCACAAGGACUAGAUCUAGCAAGGCUGUUUUAUUGCCGGACAUUUCUGAACCAAAAAAUGAGCCUUUUUUGUUUUCUCCUUCUGUGUCAAAAGUUCCCAAGAAAGAGACAGCUAAAAAAAUAGAGGCUCCUGCACAACUGAAAGAAUUAGUUUCAGAUUUAUCUUCUCAAUUUGUCUUCUCGCCUCCUGCUUUGAGGACCAGGCGAAAAAACACAUCCAGUACGUCCAAGCUUGUAGAUGAACUGGAAGAUGAUCCAAAAUCAAUAGAAACUGUGGGAAAUCAAAAAGUAAAAAGAAUCAGGACUGCAAAAACAAAACAAGCAAGCAAAAACUUAGAAAAAGAAGGUUAUUGGUCACCUCCUCCAGUAGAAAUUAAGCUUAUUUCUCCUUUAGCAAGCCCAAUCGAUGGAGUAAAGAGCAAACCAAGAAAGCCUGCAGAAGUAACAGGAAAAGCUCUUGGAAGAAGCAGAAAGAAACUGUCUUCCUUUCCAAAGCAAGUUUUACGCAGAAAAAUGCUGUAGUUUUUUCAGGUUUUUAAUGUACACCUGUUUGUAAAGUCAUCAGAAUUGUGUGGAUUAUUAAGAAUCAUCUAAUUUGGAAGAAAAUAAUUUAUAUAAAUUAUUGUAAAUUUUUGUAAACAGAAGGUUUUCAAUAAGUAAAGUAACUCCAUAUGGAGUAUGAUUCUUUUAGUCACAGGCAGUUUUUUCUAUUUUAUAUUAAAACUUCAUACAUUUAUAUAAUAUGUAAAUACAACCUAUUGGAAUGUUAAAUAAAGUGUAUACUUUACAA